This is a messenger RNA of Megalopta genalis, 929 nucleotides long. Its product is annotated as U11/U12 small nuclear ribonucleoprotein 25 kDa protein. NCBI's taxonomy places the organism in Eukaryota, Metazoa, Arthropoda, Insecta, Hymenoptera, Halictidae. Gene Ontology annotation, cellular component: U12-type spliceosomal complex. Gene Ontology annotation, biological process: mRNA splicing, via spliceosome. The record is from RefSeq and is a predicted model, not a curated record.
CACCAAACGCAACGUUAAAGAGGUAAUACUACAUCAACUGCGCAUGCGUGAAUUUCGAGGGAUCGAGACAGUCAAUGUGUAUAUAGCCGGCUAAAUCUUAUAGCGCUGCUACAUGAGUGCGACCGACCUGCCCUCUUCAAACAAUACGUUUCGCUACAAGUUCCACAAAGAUUUGUCACUAAUUUGACAACGCCAUGUGUCAGGCGCCACAUACCGAGUAGAGUGUCCUUUCAGCAGAGACUUCGCACCAAAUUCAAAUAAAUUUCCUCGCAAAGUGUACUAUCAAGUGCUUUACAUGUAUUUGGUCGAAACAGACUUGGCUGACCGGCUGUAUAUAUAAUAUUAGCUCUUCCUGCAGCGUAUAUAAUUAUACAAAGCAGGACUAAAAUGCAGAGUACAAUUAAGGAUACCAAAUCAGAAAGUCCAGAAGAAUGUGACAAUAUAUUUAAAAAAGAAGAAACAGUAAAUAAGAAUUCAGAACUCGAUCAUGAAGAACUAGUGAAACUAACUAAAGAAGCGAUUAAUAAUGUAACUGAAAGUGAUCCGCUUCUUCAUGGUUUACCAAUGGAUGUGACAAUUGAAGAACUUAAAGCCCAAAUGGCAGUUGCACAAGGGCAAGCAAUAACUAUAUAUCUAAACCGCGGAGAAUUGCCAAAACUUGGAAUUGUGGUACCACCACAUAAUACUACAGUCUUAGACCUUAAGAAAGCUAUCAAACGACAUACAACAUUAUCAUUGAAAAGAGAGAAUGUGAAGCAAAUAAUAAGUUGGAAACGUGUGUGGAGAAAAUAUCAUUUAUGUUUUGAAAAUGUGAAAUUAACAGAUGAAAGAGAAAAUAUUAAAACCUAUGGAAUCACAAAUAAAGCAGAACUAUAUUAUGUGAAAAGACGGAGGGAAAAAAAUAAAUUGACAAGAGACACCUAGUUGCA